Zingiber officinale is the source of this 1335-nucleotide messenger RNA. Its product is annotated as momilactone A synthase-like. The transcript is spliced from 2 exons. The record is from RefSeq and is a predicted model, not a curated record. NCBI's taxonomy places the organism in Eukaryota, Viridiplantae, Streptophyta, Magnoliopsida, Zingiberales, Zingiberaceae. Bases 116 to 952 code for a protein of 278 amino acids. Gene Ontology annotation, molecular function: oxidoreductase activity.
GACAAGUUAUAAACCACAAGUACUCGUCGUUGUGUUAUUAGAGAGAGAGAGAGAGACGAAAGGAGGAAGGUAUAGCUAGAUAGCGAAUUGAAAAAUAUUAUCGUCUUCCACUCAGAUGACGACCGACGGCAGCAACGGUAAUGCAGUCCCUGCUUCUCCUUCUCGGAGGUUGGAAGGCAAGGUAGCUUUCAUUACCGGCGGCGCUGCCGGUUCCGGCGAGGCGACCGCGCGGCUCUUCGUUCUCCACGGCGCGAAGGUGGUGAUCGGCGACGUUCGCGACGAGCUCGGGCGAGCAGUGGCGUCCAGCAUUGGGGGCGAGGACGCGAUCACGUACGUGCACUGCGACGUGUCCGAGGAGGCCGACGUUGAGCGCGCCGUCGGCCUGGCGGUGGCCAAGUACGGCCGCCUCGACGUCGUUUUCAACAACGCGGGCGUGCUCGACGGAUGCCGCGGCUUCGCCGUCGCGGAGGCCGACGACUUCGACCGCGUGAUGGCGGUCAACGUUCGGGGCGUGUUCCUGGGCACCAAGCACGCCGCGCGCGCCAUGAUGGCGGCGGGCGUGCGGGGGAGCAUCAUCAACAACGGCAGCGUGGCGACGGUGGUGGCCGGCGUGGCGUCGCACGCCUACGUGGCAUCGAAGCACGCGGUGCUGGGGCUGACGCGGAGCGCGGCGGCGGAGCUCGGCCAGCACGGCAUCCGCGUCAACUGCGUGUCGCCCUUCGCCUACGCCACGUCGUUGGCCUGCGACUUCAUUCACAUGGACCAGAAACAGGUCGAGGAGUUCAUCGGCACAGUAGGCAACCUCAAGGGGGCGGUGCUGAGGGGGGACGACGUGGCACGCGCAGCCGUCUACCUGGCCAGCGACGAGUCUUGCUACGUCAGCGGACAGAACAUCAUCAUCGACGGCGGCUUUACCGCCGUCAACCACGCCUUCGGCCUCUUCAAGAACUGAGCGAUAUAUCACUCGGAUCCAGCUGGAUUCACCUUAAAUUACUAUAAAUACUAUCGGUCCGAAAAAUGAUUAUGCAGUUAAUGAGUGUAACAGCUAGUUAAUGGUUAAAAAAAUUAUCGACCAAUUGGAGAGCCGAACAAAUCCUUAAUUAACGACAAGUAACCUUCCUACCUCAAAAUUCAAGUCCUACAUAAGGUGAAACCAGUAGUGAUAGGAGAGGGGACAAAUCCUUAAUCUCUAGGACGAGCUUUUCUAUUCAUCCUCCUCUUAAUUCCUUUGUUUUAGAAUUCCACCAUUAGAAUCUUAUUUAAGAUCUGUCCAAUGUAUUCUAAUUUGUGUUAAUUCAUAUAGAUUUGAUCGUAUUAAUAUUGGAGAAAGGUGAA